CGCGAUCACUUUGGUCACGGAGGCCACGAAAUUCGAUAGAAAAGAUUGAAGCUUCCGACGGUCAAGAGGCCGGCGAUCGGAUUCUCCAAAUUCAGUCUGAUAACGCAGCUCGGCUCGCGAACAACGCUCUCCUCCGGAUACCGGAUAUAUAACCCGUAUUUUCUCAUAACACUUCGAUCUCGCCAUGAAAACUAAAUCAGCAACGGUGUGCGGUGUCGGUGUUGUGAUUACACUUGUAUCGUUGCUCUGUGCCACGCCCACUGACGCCCAGUUCAAUCAGCCGCGCAGGCAAGUUCGCCAGAACUGCGUCACACCCGAGAACUACUAUGGGAGUUGUGUGGGACUGAGCUACUGCCCCCAAGUUGUGAACGUCUUCCAGAGCACCAGUCCGGAACGGGCCCAGCGCUAUGUGAUUGCCUUGCAGCGCGCCUGUGGCACCCGCAGCUUCAACGGGGAUCCGGUGGUAUGCUGUACGGCCCCCCGAAAUAACCAGUUCACAGAGCGACCGCCGCCUGUGAAUACCUUUUUUCCUACAGAGUCGACAUUUGUUAAUCCACGGCCGCCUCCGCCGGUCCCCAAUGAGCCAAGUAAUCCAUUUCUACCAAACUUUUUCACCCAACCCACAACAACAACGACGACGACGACAACAACAACCCCAGCCCCAGUUCCGGUUAGCACAGCAGCCUCUCUGGUGGAUUUCCGAGGACCCACAUGUCGGGGACCGGAUACCAAGCCCGGAAAUUGUAUUGAUUUGAAGAGCUGCCCAUCGCUUGUGAGUCAGCUGUACGAGAGGCAGCAUGACGAAGAGUUUGCCAAGUUCCUGCGGGCAUCCAGAGCGAUUUGCGGAAACCAGGGCACCAACGUCUGCUGUCCCAAUGGACAGACAGCCACCACUCCGCCUCAAGUUUUGCCCAAAAAUACGGACGAGAUUCCACGACGUUUGCCCAACGUUGAUGAGGGAUGUGGUUCCACCGUCGGAUAUUACAAGAAGAUCGUGGGCGGCGAGGUGAGCCGUAAGGGUGCCUGGCCCUGGAUAGUCUUGCUGGGCUACGAUGAUCCUUCCGGAUCGCCCUUCAAGUGCGGCGGAACUUUGAUCACGGCCAGGCAUGUCCUUACGGCAGCUCAUUGCAUCCGUGACGAUUUACUUUUUGUUCGCCUGGGAGAGCACGACUUGUCCACGGAUACAGAAACGAAGCAUGUGGAUAUUAAUGUGGCAAAGUAUGUUGCCCAUUCUGCCUACAAUCGAAGAAACGGACGCAGUGACAUCGCCAUCUUGUACCUGGAGCGAAAUGUGGAUUUCGGCAAGACCAUCGCCCCCAUCUGCCUGCCACACGCGCAAAACCUCCGUCAAAAAUCCUACAUCGGCUACAUGCCCUUCGUGGCCGGAUGGGGCAAGACCCAGGAGGGCGGCGAAUCUGCCACGGUACUCAAUGAACUACAGAUACCUAUUUACAGCAACGACGUAUGCGUCGACAAGUACAGGGAACAGAAACGCUACUUUAGCAACGAUCAGUUCGACCAAGCCGUGAUCUGUGCCGGAGUCCUGACCGGUGGCAAGGAUACCUGCCAGGGUGACUCUGGUGGUCCUUUAAUGAUACCAGAACAGUAUCAGGGCCAGAACAGGUUCUAUCUGAUCGGUGUGGUGUCGUACGGUAUCGGCUGUGCCCGGCCCAAUGUUCCGGGUGUCUACACCAGCACACAGUACUUCAUGGACUGGAUCAUAGCCCAGGUCCAGGACACGCCUUAAGAUGCCGUUGCCAUCUAUGCCAUAAGCUUCCACUAAGCCGUCUUAGUGUACACAUCUUGUCAGAAUUGUUAAAACUAAGCUUAAGUUGCCUACUGCUCAGAAAUGUAAACAAAUAUUUAUAAAAGGUUCAUAAAGGUUCAAUACAGGACUCUUCUUAAAUGUAAA
Messenger RNA from Drosophila bipectinata, 1912 nucleotides. RefSeq names its product venom serine protease Bi-VSP-like. The record is from RefSeq and is a predicted model, not a curated record. Lineage: Eukaryota; Metazoa; Arthropoda; Insecta; Diptera; Drosophilidae. Gene Ontology annotation, biological process: proteolysis. Gene Ontology annotation, molecular function: serine-type endopeptidase activity.